Molecule: messenger RNA, 3047 nt
Organism: Erythranthe guttata (spotted monkey flower)
Lineage: Eukaryota; Viridiplantae; Streptophyta; Magnoliopsida; Lamiales; Phrymaceae
Gene: PRP40C
Product: pre-mRNA-processing protein 40C
Cellular component (GO): nucleus
Molecular function (GO): transcription coregulator activity; RNA polymerase binding
Source: RefSeq, a predicted model, not a curated record
AAAAAUAAUUCUUUCUUUUUUCGAAUUGCUUGAACAAAAUAAUUAACGAAAUCCCUAAUUGAACAACUAGCAACAAAAUCCAAAUUAUCGGCAAUCAUAAAAUCGCUUACGAAUCGUUUGCCUCGCAAUUCUUGGAAAAACCCAGCCUCCUCUCAGCUAAUUUCUCGUCCACCUCGCCCAAAUUGAGAAUUUCUCUCUCUACGCCUCACUACUGAAGAAUCUAUGUUAACACCUGGUUCCUUUGCAACUGGAUCAGCAGUACAAGCGAUGGAAGGAAACUCACUACAUUCUGCAAAUUUUUCUUUCAACGGAAAUGUUCAGUCAGCACAGGCAGAUCAACCGAAUAGAACAAAUGUGAGAGGUGACGGUACUCAAGAAACGGGAGCAAUUACUUCUUCACCAGCCUUUAUGCAGUCUUCUUCUUCUCAGCCCGCCCGUCCAAAUUCAAGUCCCUCAACAACUCAUUUUGCAUCUAACAAGUUCAGCAAUACCACAUGGAUGCCCACUGCCCCGACAUUUCAAGUGCCUACAGGAAUUCUCAAAACUCCUACACCGGGUCCACCUGGACUAACUUCCUCUGCACCUUCUCCGUCAAAUCUAGAUUCCGGUGCACUUAUAAGACCAUUCAUGCAUACCGGCCCUUUUCUCUCUAACCCUUCCAUUCAGCAUAAUGCUGCUCCGCCUGGACCGUGGUUCCGUCCACAGCAGAUCGGUGCUUUUGGUAGACCACCAUUUUCACCAUAUGCUGCUGUUAUUCCUGGUCCCUAUCCAAUGCCGACUCGUGGUACACAACCAGUUUCUGUUUCAUUUCCUGAUAUUCAACCUCCUGGAGUUUCCCAUGCUGCAUCAGCUUCCAUUUCUGGACCGACGGAGUUACCUCCUGGAACUGAUAACAGUAAACAUGGUGGUAAUGCUGUAACAACCAAAGAUGAAGCUCCUACCAAAGAAUUGGAUGCUUGGACUGCACACAGGGCAGAAACUGGGACUAUAUAUUAUUACAACGCAUUGACGGGGGAAUCUACAUACGAGAAACCUUCUGGUUUUAAAGGAGAGUCGAAUAAACCAACUAUGCAGCCAACUCCUAUAUCAUGGGAGAAAUUGAUUGGUACUGACUGGACAACUGUCACCACUAAUGAUGGAAAAGUAUAUUAUUACAAUGCUGCAACCCAGUUAAGUAGCUGGCAAGUACCUAGUGAGGUAACAGAAUUGAGAAAGAAGCAAGAUGCUGAUGCUUUGAAAGCUCAAUCAUUGUCGGCAACAUACACUAAUGUAGUAGCUGAGAAAGGAUCCGACCCUGUUAGUUUAAGUACGCCCGCUGCUAACACAGGUGGCCGUGAUGCGACAGCUGUCAAAUCUUCUAGUGUAUCUGGUUCAUCUUCUGCAUUGGAUCUCAUAAAGAAGAAAUUGCAGGAUUCUGGACUCCCUGAUUCUACUUCUCCAGGCCCAUCUUUGUCAGAAAUUAACGGCUCAAAAUCAAUUGAGUUUCUUGAGAAUGAGAAUAAUAAAGAUAAGCGCAAGGAUGCAAAUGGUGAUGGUGAUUUGUCCAAUUCCUCUUCCGAUUCAGAGGAUGAAGAUGGUGGUCCCACUAAGGAGGAAUGUAUCCUCCAAUUCAAGGAGAUGCUCAAGGAACGAGGAGUGGCUCCAUUUUCCAAAUGGGAGAAAGAACUUCCUAAAAUAGUUUUUGAUGCACGUUUUAAGGCUAUUUCAAACCACAGUGCCCGAAGAGCACUUUUUGAGCACUAUGUCCGCACACGUGCCGAAGAGGAAAGGAAGGAAAAACGAGCCGCUCAGAAAGCUGCUUCGGAGGGUUUCAAGCAGUUACUGGAAGAAGCAAAGGAGGAUAUUGAUCAUAACACUGAUUAUGAAACAUUUAAGAGGAAAUGGGGACAGGAUCACCGGUUUCAGGCCUUGGAACGGAAAGAGAGGGAGUUUUUGUUAAAUGAGAGGGUUUCUCCUCUGAGAAAGAUAGCUCAAGAACGAGCUCAAGCAGAGCGUGCCGCUGCAACAUCUGAUUUCAAGUCGAUGCUUAAGGACAAUGGAGAUGUUACUUCUACUUCCCGUUGGUCCAAGGUCAAGGAUAGCUUAAAAAGUGAUCCCAGGUACAUGUCUGUCAAGCACGAUGAUAGGGAGAAAUUAUUUAAUGAAUACGUAGCUGAACUAAAGGCUGCUGAAGAAGAGACAGUUCGGAAAGCAAGGGCAGUACAAGACGAGGAGGAUAAAAUAAAGGAGAGAGAAAGAGCUCUACGCAAGAGGAAAGAAAGAGAGGAGCAAGAAGUUGAGAGGGUGAGACAGAAAGCUCGACGGAAGGAGGCUAUUGAAUCGUAUCAAGCUUUAUUGGUAGAAACAAUAAAAGAUCCUCAGGCAUCUUGGACAGCAUCAAAGCCUAAGUUGGAUAAGGAUCCUCAAGGACGUGCCGCAAAUCCUCAUUUAGAUAAAUCCGACUUGGAGAAGCUUUUCCGGGAGCAUGUCAAGUCUUUGCACGAGAGAUGCGUGGGGGAGUUUAGAGCUCUAUUGACAGAUGUCAUAACUGCGGAAGCUUCAGCUCGAGAAACAGAAGAUGGUAAAACCGUAAUCACAUCUUGGUCUACAGCUAAACAAGUCCUAAAGAGUGAUCCUAGGUAUAACAAAAUGCCGAGAAAAGAAAGAGAGUCCCUGUGGCGUCGACAUUCUGAGGAGAUCCAACGUAAGCUGAAGAAAGAUAGCGAUCAAGGGGAAAAGCCCGUAGAAGGAAAAAGUAGAGCUUCUGCCGAACCUGGGAAACACUUGUCUGGUUCAGGUAGAACGCACCACAGAAGAUAACUGCCCCUUUCUUUUCGUAUCUUGUGGAUCUUUUAGGUGAGUUGCAAGUUGUAAUAACCUUCUGUGUUAUUUAUUUUGAGUUGGCUAUGUAUUAACUAACAUGAUUUUGCAAUGUGAAUUUUGCCAUAAAUAGAAGAAUUAGGGAAAUUUAUUUGUUUUACAUUUUUAUUAGAUUCUAUUGUGCAUAUUUCGAAUACUUUUUACAUAUUUUUCUGUGUAAAUUGCACUUACUCCCCCUGUGGUUUGAA